Messenger RNA from Protopolystoma xenopodis, 522 nucleotides. Lineage: Eukaryota; Metazoa; Platyhelminthes; Monogenea; Polystomatidea; Polystomatidae. The record is from the annotation of a GenBank genome assembly.
UUGUUCAGUCUCGCUUGUUCUCUCGAUUUUAUCCUCUGCUUCCUCCUCCUUUUUCUUCUUCUUCUUGGUCGUCGUCGUCGACCGCAGACUCGCACCAAGUCAACUCCGGAUCGUCGAUGCACCAGUGCCAUGGCCAUCACAGAUGAGGUGAGCCGUUACACUGGUCAGCAGCCCACAGUCCGCAGCUGUACUUUUACUCUUUCCAGACCAGAAUAUGUCUUUAGACUAGGCUUUUCAGCGCCAACUUCAAGUCCACGCCUCGUAUCCAGAGGGCCGGUCCGUCUCGACCAGGCUGCUGCGAUGGCAAAUCGAAAAUCAAACUCGACCCUUUAUCCCAAAGUCAUAAGUUUCCGAUUUUCAGCCCAUAACCUGUCAAUGCAUUGCUUCCUGUCCAGAGUAGAGCAGAGAUUCUACCCCAAAAUAUGCCCCAAAAGUCAGUCUGAAUUUUGGGCAGAGAAAAGCCUCUUCCUCAACUUGCCUAGCCUUGGUUUCUGCGGGCAUGCACUGUGGAAAUGGAUGUAA